Messenger RNA from Prunus armeniaca (apricot), 909 nucleotides. Lineage: Eukaryota; Viridiplantae; Streptophyta; Magnoliopsida; Rosales; Rosaceae. The record is from the annotation of a GenBank genome assembly.
AUGCUUACCUUGACAUACUCACUUCCGGUCUUUACUCGGCGACCGGAAUUUAUCAAAAUCUCCCACAGUAGAAGCAGUGUAGUGGUAUGUGCUGCAAAAGGUCCAAGACCCAGGUACCCAAGAGUCUGGAAAGCCAAUAAGAGGAUUGGGACCAUUUCCAAAUCGAUUAAGCUUGUUGAGUCUAUUAAGGGAUUGUCAAAUGUCAAGGAGGAAGUUUAUGGGGCCCUUGAUUCUUUCAUUGCUUGGGAAUUAGAAUUCCCUCUGAUUACAGUGAAGAAGGCAUUGAAGACCCUUGAGAAUCAAAAAGAAUGGAAGAGGAUAAUUCAGGUAUCAAAGUGGAUGUUAAGCAAAGGUCAAGGAAGAACAAUGGGAACCUAUUUCACACUAUUAAAUGCUUUGGCAGAGGAUGGGAGAGUCGAAGAAGCUGAAGAGCUAUGGACAAAGUUAUUCUCACAGUAUUUGGAAAGCAUGCCUCGCAUGUUCUUUGACAAAAUGAUUUCUAUUUACUAUCGGCACGGCAUACAUGACAAGAUGUUUGAGAUUUUUGCUGACAUGGAGGAGCUUGGGGUCCAACCGAAUGUUUCAAUUGUUACAAAAGUUGGAAAUGUCUUUCAGGAGUUGGGUAUGUUGGACAAAUACCAUAAGUUGAAGCAGAAAUAUCCACCACCAAAAUGGGAGUAUCGAUACAUCAAAGGAAAACGUGUUAAAAUUCGAGCAAAUUAUGAAAAUGAUGGUGCUGAAAAAAUGCGGAGUCAGGAGAACGAAACAGUCCACAGCUCAGAAGAAUUGUUAGAAGCUGAAUCAAAUCCAAAUGAAGACGUUGUUGUAGCUGAGGAAGGGGACCAGAACUCAAGUGAUUUACUCGAGGAAGCUGAAACAAGUUUAGAUGAACCCACGAUUGAAUCUUGA